Ceratina calcarata is the source of this 1541-nucleotide messenger RNA. It is a transcript of the gene rogdi, whose product is annotated as rogdi atypical leucine zipper. Gene Ontology annotation, cellular component: RAVE complex. The coding region runs from base 1 to 729 and encodes 242 amino acids. The transcript is spliced from 5 exons. The record is from RefSeq and is a predicted model, not a curated record. Lineage: Eukaryota; Metazoa; Arthropoda; Insecta; Hymenoptera; Apidae.
AUGGCUGACUGCGAGAAGGAGGAGGCUCACAAUCUCGAAUGUGCACAAAGAUUUCCAUUAGCAUUGUUCGGCAAUGAUCAACAUAACAAGACCGAUAGAUUUGUGUUCACAGCAUCGCAUGAUCAAGUGAAAUGUGUAGCUGUUUUAACUGGUGACAGCAUUACAAACGCAGAAGUCAAUUUUAAAGUACAACGUCAGCAAAAUGUUAACAUGAGGACGAGUAUACAAAGUGAGCAUCCUUGGAAAUUACAACAGAUACAAGAUGCUGCCAAUCAUUUACAGCAAGCUAUUGCUCACAUAGAUAAUGUCGAUCGUCAUUAUCCUUUCAAAACAUCCGAUGAAGUUAUGCACAUAUUAGGAAACAUACUUGGUUGCCUUCAACGUAGUCGAACAAGUUUAAUUGUUCCCAGAAAGAGAACAAUCGAUGAUCUCAUCAAAAGUCGUAAUAUGAAAUCAUUGAAUCCUAAUCUUCCAGAAAAUUUGGCUAUUAGCUUUUAUAUUCAAAGCUAUAAACUAGUGUUGGCAAUAUACCAGUUAGAAAAUGCGCACGGAAGCGUUAAGUACGAAACGCAACAAGCAGAAUGUAGUGUACCAUGGUUAAACGAUGCUCUAGUGUUGCUAACUGUAGCACUACAGCUUUGUCAGCGGUUAAAAGACAAGAUCUGUGUUUUCUCUCAAUACAAAGAUUUCACGGUCGGUCCUCAAGUUUCUAUUGCAGUGGGCUGGUAAUAAAGUUAUGUUUUAAUAACCGAAUAAUCUUUAGCUAGAAGAUUCUGUACAUGUAUACAUAUUACGAAACUGGCCACAGUCAAUGCUCUGGUAGCAUUUCUAGUGGAUUUUAUUUUUAAAAACGUAAUUCAGUUUUGGAAGCAUCACUAAGCUAUAGGACGUACAGAAACAAUGUUUUCAAAGUGACAUACAGUGACUUAAUAUUCGGAUACCUUUUUAAUCAGAUCACGCAACUUAAUUUUCAUUUGGAUAUUACAAGGCUUCAUUUAUUAGAGAAUAUGACAGUAUAACAGACACUUAAUUAUACAAAAUGUAUGCUUUAAAUUUCUAUUCGAGAUCCGAGUAAAAAGUGAAGAGGUGUGACGUUUAGUUUACUCUUUGCUAUUAACAGCAAUUAAUAACGUCGACGUUACACAUUAUUUAUAAAACUAAGACUUCUAACAUCUCAACGAACAUUAAGUUAUUCGAGCCAAUAUUAAUAAUGUUUUUCAGGUUUAAACGCUGUUGUAAUAUUAAUGUGAGUCACUGUACGUAUAUUUUACAUGAUACAGAGUGUCAAAUAUAGAAGUUUAAUUCUACAUGGAAAAGAAUUUACAUGAGUGAAAUUCUUGUAUAUCAGUACAAGAUCUGAGACUUUGUGUAUUGUGUAACAUUAUUCAUGGUCUUAAGAGUAUUUUCACGCACCUGUAUCCGGUUAAAUUAACGUCGAGCUUUGUUUGAUAAUAAUUUUCACAGUUGUAUAAAGAGCUUUUAUCUAAAAGUAGUGAAUAAGUACACACUAUCGAUUUGAUUGAUGGAAUAGUUAGCCAGUA